Closterium sp. NIES-67 is the source of this 2503-nucleotide messenger RNA. The record is from the annotation of a GenBank genome assembly. NCBI's taxonomy places the organism in Eukaryota, Viridiplantae, Streptophyta, Zygnematophyceae, Desmidiales, Closteriaceae.
CCGAGGCAGAAAGUCGUCCUUUUUCAAGAGGUGGUGUGGUGUGGUGGCCAUUCCACGUUUAUUUAUUCGCGCUGCGACGGGCGUGUUGGAGUAGUAGUUGCAUGUAGGGUGGUUUAACUUUCAAUACUUUUCAUUAGAACAACCAACUCGACUCGGCUCUUACUUUUUGCACUUCAGUUCCAAUAUUAGUAUUUAACUCGGCGGCCGUAGAUAGUUCGGCGCUGACACGUUUCUAAUCCACUAAUUGGUCGUGGUAGUGGUUGAUUAACUGAUUGUGACAGUUACGUCAGUUGCCGACUCAUUGUUUCCGUUUUUACAUCGCAACGUUGCUCGCCUUUGUUUAAGCUGGUGAUUCAUUCUUUAGCCGCCUAGAAAACCGCCUCUAUCCGCAGUGAUUAGUAAUAUGUUUAUGCGCCUCAGAAACCGACAGUUAUUGCCGUCAUGAAUCAUCAUCACGUGCAGCGGCGGCCGGCAAGCCAGCAUGACACCCGCAGCUCAUGGAACGAGCACCUGCAGCAGCAGCAGCAGCAGCAGCACACCACCACCAACACCUGCAGCAGCACCACCACCACCUGCAACAGCAGCAGCCGCAGCAGGAGCAUAGCCAUUACCAGCAGCCGCUUUUGUCGCCGCAACACCCGCAAUACCCGCCGUUAGUGUCGCCGCAGUACCCGCCGACUUUGUCGCCGCAAUUCCCGUCGCCACAGCAGCAUGCGCAAGCGCAAGAGCUUCCCUGGGACCAUAGCGACAACGUUCCCGUCGCUCCCGUUAUCGCACUCCCUGGUAACCACCUGAGCGUCUCAGGUAACCAUGGUGGUAACCACCGCCGGUCGCGGUCCAUGGGAAUGGGGGCUAUGGGGAUGGGAGCGACGGGCGUUGCGCCUGACUUUCUCGCGCAGAUUGGAGCGGCGGGCAAUAUUGACCCUCGUUUUAAGCCCAAGUUUAUAAAAUCCGGGGGGCGGGUGUGGGAAAUGUUUUCGGGACCGUCUGUUAAUAUUCUAAGGAGAGAGGACGACGCGGAUCUGCCGCCAGAGGAGUUAGCCGCCAUGGUUUCCACGCCUGUUGCGAAGCCCUUGCGCCAUAGGCGCACCAAGUCCGCCUUCCCCGCGGAUUCCGCGCAGUUCCUGCAGGAAAUGGACUUCCGCGGAGGGGAAGGGGGGAACGGAUUUGGGGAAGGAGGCGACGGCGGAGGGGGAGCGGGAACAGGGUUCGGAGGCGGGGAUGGCGGAACGGGAGCGUGGGGCGGCGGAGGGGGACAUGGGGACGAUAACGAAGAGGAUAGUAACGAGAACUUGCAGGAGAAACUUCAGGGGAAUAGUCAGGGGAAGUAUGGGAGUGGGAAUUAUGCCUCAGGUCAAGCGAAUGCCCUCCUCUCCCCCAUGCGCUUGGGCGGAAGGGAAGAAGAGGAGGAUGAGGACGUUCCCGUUGCUCCUGUGUCUCCUGUUCCUGUACAGUGGGGUGCUUUUAACGCAGGGUUUAAGGUCCCGGGCGAAGGGGGGGAAGGAGAGGAAGUAGCAGGCGUGGGGCAGCAGCAGCAGCAGCAGCAGCAGCAGCAGCAGCAGCACAGCAAGCAGCAGCAGUUGAGUGAGCAUCAGUUGAUGCUGAAGCGGCGGCACCAGCAAAACCAGCAGGCGUUGCAGAAGGAGCAGGAGAAGAAAGCGAGCGUUCAGGGGCAGCAGAUGUUGCAGCAGCAGCCGCCGCACCAGGAGCAGCAGCAACAACAGCAGCAACAAUACCAGCAGCAGCAGCAGCAGCAGAAGGGGCGAGUGGGGGCACAGGAGGAGUCACUCCAUGGGGAUGGCUGCAAGCCGCAGCAGCAGCAGCUAUCUCAGCAUGCUUAUCAGCACAGCCAGCAACAGCAGUACAACCAGCACCAGGAGCUGCAGAACAACCAGCGGUACCAGCAGCAGCAGCAGCAGCAGCAGCAGCAGCAGGGGUGGCAGCAGCAGCAGGAGGGGCAGUUGGGGUGGCAGCAGGCAGCGUGGCAGGAGCAGCAGUUCGACGGACAGGAGGAUAACGACCAGCAGGGGCUUUUCCGAUCCUCCACCGCCCCGGCCAAGCCUGCAGGCCCGGCGAACGCUGCUGCUGCUGCUGUGGCAGUGGUAAGGGAUUGGACGGGCAGCCCAUUAUCAGCAGCAAGAGUUACACCAGCCCAUCCAAUCUUCACCCUCAUUAUAGUCACGCAGGAGGGAGGGGAGAAGGGGGAGGAGGAGGAGGAGGGAGAGGAGGGAGAGGAGAGGGAGGAGGGGGAGGAGUAGCAGGGGGAGUUGGAGCAGGGGGAGGAGGGGGAAGAGGGGGGGGAUCGCAAGGCAUGUCGCGACAUAAGAGGACCAUGUCUGCUAGUGCUGCUGCUGGGGUUGGUGGUGGCUUUGGCGGUGCUGCUGCUUGGGGUGGUGCUGGUGGUGGCAUGUUUGCUGGUGGUGGGUUUCCUGCUGCUGUUGGUUCUGGUGGUGCUGGUUACCCUGCUGCUGGUAACACUGGUGCUCGUUUGCCGCCCCACCAC